Messenger RNA from Mytilus californianus (California mussel), 522 nucleotides. Its product is annotated as cytochrome b-c1 complex subunit 6, mitochondrial-like. NCBI's taxonomy places the organism in Eukaryota, Metazoa, Mollusca, Bivalvia, Mytilida, Mytilidae. Gene Ontology annotation, biological process: mitochondrial electron transport, ubiquinol to cytochrome c. The coding region runs from base 97 to 381 and encodes 94 amino acids. The transcript is spliced from 4 exons. The record is from RefSeq and is a predicted model, not a curated record.
GCUCUUUAAAUACGUCUUCUAAACGUUUGAAGGGGUCUGAAACGGUGUACAUUGUUAAGUUGCAUAUCAACUUUCCUUCACAAUCUCAACUCCAAAAUGACCCUUGGAGAAAACUCCGUUGCCCUAAAGGACCCUGAGGUACAGGAUGAUGCUCCAGCAGACGAUGAUGAAGAUGAUGAACCAGAGGACAUUCAAGUAACUAUAAAAGAAUCCUGCCAGACGACUGCAGAGUGUGUCAAAUAUAAAGAAGCAUUAGAUUCUUGUAAUGCAAGAGUCAGCAGUCGAAAAGAAACAGAAGAAACAUGUUAUGAAGAAGUUUUAGAUUAUGUCCAUUGUGUAGAUCAUUGUGUAGCAAAAAACUUAUUCACCAAACUUAAGUAGCAGCGGAUUUUUAAAGUAUAGAAAUGACUGUACUGGCUUAAGAAAAAUAUUUUCGUUAGACAUUCAGGUUUUGACAGUAUAACUGAAGUGUAUUUGUUUUUGUAACUGACAAAAGAAAUAAUAGAAUUCCAGUUAAUUGUC